This is a messenger RNA of Acanthisitta chloris (rifleman), 867 nucleotides long. RefSeq names its product tRNA-yW synthesizing protein 5 (gene TYW5). Gene Ontology annotation, biological process: wybutosine biosynthetic process. The transcript has 7 exons. The record is from RefSeq and is a predicted model, not a curated record. Gene Ontology annotation, molecular function: tRNA binding; 2-oxoglutarate-dependent dioxygenase activity. The annotation marks the transcript as partial. NCBI's taxonomy places the organism in Eukaryota, Metazoa, Chordata, Aves, Passeriformes, Acanthisittidae.
AGAAAGCCAGUAGUGCUGACAGGAGUGGAACUAGGCACUUGCACAGCCAAAUGGACAGUAGACUACUUGAGCCAAGCUGAAGGAUCUAAAGAAGUAAAGAUUCAUGUGUCUGCAGUGCCACAGAUGGAUUUCCUCAGGAAGAACUUUGUGUACAGAACUCUGCCUUUUGAUGUAUUUGUUCGAAGAGCAGCUGAAGUCAAUCACAAGGAGUACUUUCUUUCUGAGGAUGAAAAGUACUAUUUGCGAUCCGUGGGUGAAGAUGCUAGGAAGGAUAUUGCAGAUAUCAGAAAGCAGUUUCCUGUUUUGGCACAAGAUAUUCAAAUUCCAGAAUAUUUUGAGAAGGAACAGUUUUUCUCCAGUGUCUUCCGCAUCAGCUCAGCUGGAUUACAGUUAUGGACACAUUAUGAUGUAAUGGAUAACUUCUUAAUCCAAGUAACAGGGAGAAAACGAGUUGUUUUGUACAGUCCUCAAGAUGCACCGUAUUUAUAUUUGUCAGGUACUAAAUCAGAGGUGCUGGAUGUAGAUAACCCAGACUUGGAGAAAUAUCCCCUUUUUGUGAAAGCCAAGUGCUAUCAAUGUUUUCUGGAAGCAGGAGAUGUGUUAUUUAUUCCAGCUUUGUGGUUCCACAAUGUAAUUUCUGAGGAAUUUGGAGUGGCAGUGAAUGUCUUUUGGAGGCACCUUCCUGCUGCCUAGUAUAAGACUGACACUUACGGAAAUAAAGAUCCCGUGGCAGCCUCUAGAGCUAUACAGAUCUUGGACAGGGCCCUGAAAACACUUGAAGAACUACCUGAGGAAUACAGGGACUUCUAUGCUCGGAGAAUGGUUUUACGCAUCCAAGAAAAAGCCUACAGGAAUGAUAAUGGAUAA